Penaeus chinensis is the source of this 542-nucleotide messenger RNA. RefSeq lists its product as uncharacterized. Lineage: Eukaryota; Metazoa; Arthropoda; Malacostraca; Decapoda; Penaeidae. The transcript has 2 exons. The coding region runs from base 141 to 542 and encodes 133 amino acids. The record is from RefSeq and is a predicted model, not a curated record.
GUGACUUAGAUUUAAAAUAAUCGAAGUGAGUAUGCCAUGAGAGAAGACAUCUGAACCCGAAGCAAAUAUAAGCACCAGAAAUGCCGUUCGUGACGUCACGCUAACGAAGCCGAACGCCUGGAAAACAAGUGACGACCGAGAUGCGCGCCGUGACCUGCCGCCUGAGCCCGCGCUCUUUGGGCACCAAAUUCCUGAUCCUAGCCGGCCUUGCAGUAUGGAUGAUCAUCGGCGCUUUUUUCGACAUGGUAGAGCGGGAAGCACUAAAUUACGUAGAUUCUCCUUGGUCUGAUUGGAUGGAUACGAAAAGGUACCGCCCUCUCCCCGACCGCAACGUUUCGUAUGCCAAAAUCCGGGACGACGUGGACUUCCCCGAGUGGACGCCCAAACGCCUGGUGCAGCUGCUGGAGGAGUCCUCGAGCUCCUGCAGGAAGAUGACUGACCUCGGGGGUUCCUUCAGCUGCAAGGACUGUCAGACCUGCUUUGUCGACGGAAACAAGUACAUCUGUUUCGAUCCGGACGUAAGGUGGGUUUGUGUCCCUUGA